Messenger RNA from Sphaeramia orbicularis (orbiculate cardinalfish), 1786 nucleotides. It is a transcript of the gene gbp, whose product is annotated as glycogen synthase kinase binding protein. Gene Ontology annotation, cellular component: cytoplasm. The record is from RefSeq and is a predicted model, not a curated record. The coding region runs from base 108 to 632 and encodes 174 amino acids. NCBI's taxonomy places the organism in Eukaryota, Metazoa, Chordata, Actinopteri, Kurtiformes, Apogonidae. The transcript has a single exon.
UGCUGAGCGGCGUGGUGAGAGCGAGGAGCGGCUCGGCGGCUCUCAUUCAUCCACAACCUUAAAAAUACACUUAAAAGCACCCACGGAACUCCGACACGUAGCUCACAAUGCCUUGUCGGAAGGAGAACUACAUCUUUCUGGAGCAGUCCGUCACCGUCGACUCUAAAGAAGUGGACGCGCUGGUGACAAAAAUCGGCGAGGCGCUGCAGCUCCAUAACAAUAGCGGCGGCCACCAGAAGACGGUGUCCGUGUCAAUGUCCUGUCUGCACGGGCUCACCACGGCCAGCACCACCGCCGGCGGAGGAGUCAAACCGGCGGCCAUCAUCGGCGGUAGCACCGGUGUGGCGGCGGCGGGGGUAGUGCAGAAACGCAACAGCUGCUGUAUGCGGCUUCGGAGCCGGGGACACCGGGGCAGCAGUAGGGCAAGCCCGUAUAACAUCCCCGGAUCUAGCGACCAGGAGUGGGACCAAAUCAAACCGUGGAACAAAAAGAGGAUCAGUGUGGAGGACGACGACCCGCAUCGGCUGCUGCAGGAAUUAAUUUUAUCGGGGAAUUUGAUAAAGGAGGCCGUGAGGAGGCUGCAGUUCUCCGCCGCAGACUGUGGGGACUGUUCGGACAAUGUGCCGUGCUGAUGCCGUAACGGACGAACCGGAGCCAGGGGAAGGGGAGCGGGGAUUAGGGGAUUCCGCAACGAGACCCCCCCUUCUCAACCCUCUCUACCUCCAUGAGACUGUACACACAAACUGUUUAGAAUUUAAUUUCAAUGGACUGGUAGCUAGGUUUUCUAAUUUUCAUGAAUUUUCAUCGUUCGUGUAACGUUUGUUGGCUAGCAGUUAGCCUAGCUAACGCACUAGCCGCCCGGCUAAUGAGCCAUGUUGUUUAUGUUUGAAUGUCUCCUUGUGGGUCAAACCACGUCCGGGGAUGCAGUGCGGGACAGGUUUGAGCCACCAAACACAUUUAUGAGCCAAAAGGGUAUUUUAUCUCGUUUUAGAGGCUAGCAUAUUUCACAGAACAGCUUUCACAACUGAAUAUGUCUCAUUUUUUUCCCCUCUUAAUCGACAAUGACAGUGGCUGGAAGCUAUUUUUUUUUAAUUUACAGCUACAUCCCAGAAUGUUGUUAACUUUUCUUUCUUUAAAGGGGGUUAAAUGGAGGUUUGCUCUGGGCUGUGUAAACUAGCCAUUCCCUGCUUUGGCAGAGUAUGUGGGGGUUGGGAAUGUUUAGUACUAUUUGAUUUUGUUUACAGUCUAAAUGCUGAAGGAUGUGCCCUAUUCCUGUUCACUCAUUUCAUUUAAAGCCCAUUUUACCCCCUGAGAGGCUUAUUUCACCACUUUACUUGACCUCCAGUAGCCAAGGCAGUGAAAUACACCAUAUAUGGGGAAAAAUCAAUUCUGGCCUUAAGUUAAAGCAGAAUUAAAGCCUGGACAACACUGUAUCUCUGUUGAUGGCAGCUCUACAUUUCUAUUUUCUCACAGCACCAUCAGACAUGUGGACUGGGGAGCAUGGGGAAGAAGAGAAAACACCCUUUUCUCACGAGGCUUCGGCUGAUCUGUAACUGUUUGUUUGUGAUACUCGGGGUGGGGAGGGGGUUGACGGUCAACACUUUUUGUGGUGCUUUCACCUUUUGAAUUCCUCCGUGGAGUUGAGUUUUUGUUUUUUGUAUUUGAUUCUUCUCUGUGUAAAACAAAAAACCCAUGACUACUUCGUAACGGAGUAUCUGAUAUUGUUCCUGAGUAUUCAGGGUCUUUUUUGUUGUUGUCUUAAUAAACACGUUUGUUUUUCCUAUAA